CUCUCUCUCUAGAAAGGCAUUCCAGUCUCAGUCCUCAGACCCUUCGCCAGCCUUUCUGAGCUCAUACAGGAAGAAGAACAAUACAAGAAAAAAAACAGUUUGGCCUCGAAAUCCAUUGCCGAAGAACGGUUUGGCCUCAAUCCUCGAUUCUCCGUGCUCUGUGUUUGUCUUUGUUUGGAUGGAUCCUCCCUGACGAUCAUCUGUUUCCAUCCAUCCAUCGUGCAUCAUCAUCCUCUUUGGUGGUGGUUGUUGCGUCGCUGAUCAAGACUUGAACUGCGUCGUUGAUCCCGGGAACUCCGGAGACUCCCUUGGGAUACUAGCCAUCGUUUCGAAACAUGAAAUUCUAUCUGGAACGCGGGGAACGCAGCCACUACAUUUAGUUUCCAGGACCGAGGCCAUCAUGUCGGGUUCGCCCUUCACUCAAACCUUGCAAGGUUUGGACCGUUUGCAAACGGGGAUCAAGCCCUUCCAAGAUGAUCCAAAUACGACCGAGGACGACGAGGCCCCACCCCAUUUUGGCCAGCCUUAUGCACCCAACGAUCCCUGGCGUGAACCCCGCCGACAUCAGGCAGGGGCGGGCCACCAUAGUCCCGAGGAUCAGGGCCCACCUGGAGAUUUUAUUAUUCAUUCAGUGCCGGAAAGCAACAAGUCUCGUUGGAGUCACAUCGAUGACCUCGAUUCCUUUUUCAAAAGGGUGUACGAGUAUCAUCAACGACAUGGAUUCUACGUCAUGAUCUGCGAGGAUGUCCUCAAACUGGUCAAGUUUGUGUUUGUGGUCGUGAUUGCCGUGGUAAUUUUCGAAUGCGUCAACUAUCCCGUACUGUUCAAAAACGAGCAGCCCUCCCGACCCGAUUGGCAUGUCGGGGACAAGAUCACGCCCAGUGAUAUCUUCCUCCGCUCGGACCAGAUCCAAUUAUCCGGCCUCACUCUCUUGGGCCUUUUGUUGGCUUGUGUCUUUUGGUUGACCAAGGUGGGAGCCACGGCCUACCAUUUCUUUCAAUAUUGGGAUAUCAAGAUGUUUUUCAACGAGGCCUUGCGUGUGAGUGACGACGAGUUGAGCUCAGUCUCGUGGCCCGAAGUGCAAAAGCGGAUAAUCAAGGCCCAGUCGGAAUACCUCAUGUGCAUUCACAAAGACCACCUGACCGAGUUGGACAUCUAUCAUCGUAUCCUUCGUUUCAAAAACUAUUUCGUGGCCAUGGUGAACAAAGAUCUGUUGCCCGUGGAGAUUCAGAUCCCGUUUCUGGGAGCGAAAACUGUACUCAGCCAAGGGCUCAAGUAUAACUUGGAGUUCCUGUUCUUCAAAGGACCUUGGGCCACGUUCAAUCAGUGGCACUUGCGUGACGAGUACAAGAAGACCAGCCAGAAGAAAGAGUUGGUGGACAGUCUCCAGAAGAAGAUCGCUUUUGUGGCCUUGGGUAAUCUGAUUUUGAUGCCCGUGAUUCUGCUUUGGCAAGUGCUCAAUAGCUUCUUCAGCCACGCUGAGCUCAUCAAGCGGAAGCCCGAACUCUUGUCUAAUCGAACUUGGAGCCUGUACAGUCGGUUCUACCUGCGCCACUUCAAUGAACUCGACCAUGAGUUCCAGGGCAGACUCAAUCGGGCAUACAAACCCGCCACCAAGUACAUGGAUUUGUUCUCGAACCCGCUUCAUGCGGUCAUUUUUGGAUUCUUCCGCUAUAUUUGUGGGGCCAUUAUGGGGAUUAUCUUGGUCCUGAUCUGUUACGAUGAAGACGUCAUGGCUGUGGAGCAUGUCUUGACUCUGUUGUCGAUCCUGACGUUCGCCGUUAUCUUCAGUUCCUCGUUCAUCCCCGACGAGAAUCUGGUGUUCAACCCCGAGAAGUCCCUCACCGCAGUUCUGGCCCACGUGCAUUACUUUCCAGAAACCUGGAAGGGUCGAGCCCACACCCACGAGGUCAUGGGCGAACUGGGAGAGCUAUUUCCAUUCAAAGCCGAAUAUCUAAUUGGAGAAUUGUUCUCGCCAAUUCUCACCCCGUUCAUCUUAUUCUUCAACCUCCGACCUAAAGCUCCUCAAUUGGUGGAUUUCUUUCGCAAUUUCACGGUGGACGUGGUGGGUGUAGGAGAUGUGUGCAGUUUCGCUCAAAUGGAUGUCCGUAGACACGGAAAUGCAGAGUGGCAAACCGCCAUCACGGAAGACACCCCCGCUAAAACCAAUCAUUACACCCAAGCUGAGGAUGGCAAAACCGAGAUGUCCUUGGUUCACUUUACUUUGACCAACCCUGAUUGGGUUCCCCCAUCAGAAUCAACCAACUUUAUAGCUGCUCUCCGCGGCCAUGCCGCAAAAGAUGCCGAGGCCUUAGCCACCGUUCAGGAGGAAGCCCUCGAAGAGAAUUCCUUGUACAAUUCAUUAAAUUCGAUGGAUGCCGCCGGCGGUCUUUAUUCAAGCAUCGCCAACGAAAUGUUAGGCGAUGCUCGUCACGUUCGAAUGGUGGGUCCUUCUGGUUCUCCUGGAGCCAUGUUCCUUCAAAGCACGCGAUCUCCCAACGGAGAUGAACUGGAGGGUGGAGAGCAAUACGUGGAGGGGAGUCUCUAUCAAACCCGUACAGGAAGCAUGCUUGAAAGUGUUCACCAAGGCCUGGUUGCAACCACGGGAGGAACGGGACGGAGCUCGAUGAUGAUCUCCUCUCACUUCCGACCCAAUCAGUCUCAGUUACUCAAUUCAAGACUCGUAGGCCCGGCAGCCUCCACAUUGAUGCCCACGCCUAACUUGGGCAAGGACCUGAGGCGUUUGGGUCUGGAGUACAUCGAGGCUGACAUGUCAUUUUCGGCCCUCUAUCUGCACGAACUUCAUCACCGAAUGGCCGGGGGAGGUCUGGGCUCGACAUCUCAAACGACAACCUCGACCAUACAGAGUAACCGAAGAAAUUUGGCCGAAGCCUCCAGAUACGAGUUUCAAAGAGGCAAUUCGUUGAAUGAACUGGAUGAGGAAUCUCUUCCUUUGGUGGAUGUGGGUGAUAAUCAUCAUGGCCCGCUUUUAGGAUCCUCUUUGCCCUCAUGAGCUAACCAAGUGAGCAAGUUGCUGAGCCGACAUUUUGUCCUAGGUCUCUUCACCAAUCCCGUUAGGCUUUUUUCCAUUUUCUUGAGAAAUGAUUCCAUCAUUCCGUGAUGCUGGUUGUUAGAAUUUUCAGAAUUUUCGCAAAUAGUGGGAGAUCCUCGGACUUCAUACAAAAGGAAAGAGAAGAAACCUAACCAUGUUGUGUUCUCUACUUGUAAUUAUGAAAAGUCAAUAAUCUAGGUACUGAUCAAAAACAUAACCUUGGCUAGAUCACAGAUGCGGUCGAUAAUUUUCCACCGGCAAACGGGUUUACUGCAACCGAACACAAGAUCCAACAAUAUAUCACACCACAAACCAAUAUACUACGGACUAUAUUGAAUAAUAAACAAAACUAUGUUUUCAAA
Molecule: messenger RNA, 3414 nt
Organism: Tigriopus californicus
Lineage: Eukaryota; Metazoa; Arthropoda; Copepoda; Harpacticoida; Harpacticidae
Gene: Atg9
Product: autophagy-related protein 9A-like
Exons: 3
Coding region: 401-3013 (870 amino acids)
Biological process (GO): autophagy of mitochondrion; protein localization to phagophore assembly site
Cellular component (GO): phagophore assembly site; autophagosome
Source: RefSeq, a predicted model, not a curated record